Phalaenopsis equestris is the source of this 1045-nucleotide messenger RNA. RefSeq names its product protein seele. The coding region runs from base 25 to 708 and encodes 227 amino acids. The record is from RefSeq and is a predicted model, not a curated record. The transcript is spliced from 10 exons. NCBI's taxonomy places the organism in Eukaryota, Viridiplantae, Streptophyta, Magnoliopsida, Asparagales, Orchidaceae.
CAAGGUAAGUCCUGUGAUCGUAGCAUGCUUGUGGGCGACAUGGAAGACAGAGACUCGAAGAGAAAGAGGAAGAACCCUAGAUCGGUGCUAUGGCUUGCUCUCAUUCUCGCAAACCUUUCCUUGGGGUUUACCAUGGGUGACAAGUGCUCCUCCUGCAAUACGAUUGCGGACGAGAUUCAAAUUGGGAUUUCUAAUGAGAAACCUAGAAACCAUCUUGACAUGCGUCAUCGAUUGGAUUCUAAAGGUCAACGUGAAGGAAAACUAAUUGAUUACAGAGUGAGUGAACUAAGAGUUGUUGAACUUCUGGAUGGUCUUUGUGAGAAAAUGCAGGACUACACUUUGGAGAAGCUUGACACAGGUGAAGAGAUUUGGACCAAAGUAAAUGAUUGGGACAACUUUCCAAGUGGUAAAGAUAAGCAAGAGGCUCGUGCAUACUCAAAGUAUAUAUCUUUUUUUUGUGCAAGAUUUGUGAGGAAAGCCGCUGGCGUGCUAGUUUCCCCUCGAGGACUGUAUCCGAUGGUAAAGGUGGUGCUCCUGCUGUAUCUCUCUCCCCGUUGGUUGUUGGAGGAAACAGAAGAUGAGCUUGCUGAAUUGUUAAAAAAAGGUGAUUUUAAACCAGGGGAACUCAGGAAGCAGCUUUGCCAAAACCUUAGCAAGCAUUGUGUUACUGAUAGUGUUGACGAUGAUUUCGUGGAAGACGAAUUAUGACAAUCCAACAACUUCCUGUUUCUUUUGCCAACACUGAUUGUUGUUGAUUCAAAUGAACCGAUCAUAAACGAGCUUCAAUCGAGUCGAGUCAGUUUGUUCGCAAUAAUCCCACAUAAGCCCGAUUCUUCGCCGAACACUCGGUUUGUUUGCUACAACCUCUCCGAGUUCAUGUAGGAGCAAUGUUUGACAAGAUGUUAUAAUGGAGAUUCUAAAUUGCUUCUACUCCUGCAAAACUAUUUAAUGCCUUGAAUCAAUCUUGGAUUGUCAAGGGACUGAAUUGCAUAUACAAAAUUGUACCACAAGGCAUUAAUAAAAUAUGAAUGGGUUGGCUUAAAAA